AACCUCACUUUUCAACUUGUGGCUUUUCGCAUUGCACUGUUUUUUACACCACACGGCAAGAAAAUCCUGCUAAAAAAAAUGGGAAAAAGGAAUAAAAACAGGAAAAACAACACAAAUCCCUUUGCACAAAAGAAGAGAGAUAAGAAAAAUAAUCAGAAGCCAGAUCGCCGGUCUGAGCCCUACGUGGAAAUCCUGCGGGAGAAUGCAUCCUUCUCUAAGUACUACAAGCAACAAAAGAUUGUCCCCGAAGGUGAAUGGGAGACUUUUAUGAAGUCCCUGCAAUCGAAUCUUCCAACAGCAUUUCGUGUCACGGGCUAUCGUGGUGAGUCUGAGACACUUCUGGACAUCAUUAAGAGUGAAUACUUCACGGAGUACUUUAAGCAAGUCACUGAGGAUGGGGGCGAGAUGACAAUUCAGAAACCAUUCCCCCUUCCAUGGUAUCCUGGAGAGUUGGCGUGGCAGCUGCAGCUUUCGCGGAAGGAUAUUCGUCGAUCGGAAAUCUUCUAUAAGCUCCACAAUUUUCUCAUUGCUGAAACAAAUGCAGGGGGGAUUAGUCGGCAGGAGACGGUGUCUAUGAUCCCACCGAUUGUGCUGGAUGUGAAGCCACAUCAUAGAGUGCUGGACAUGUGUGCGGCUCCGGGAUCAAAGACGGCCCAAUUGAUUGAGGCUCUGCACGCUGAGAUGGAGGAGAAGAAGGAGCUCCCCAGUGGAUUUGUGAUUGCCAAUGAUAUUGACAAUAGCCGCUGCUAUAUGCUCGUCCAUCAAGCCAAGAGACUCAAUUCCCCAUGCUUCCUGGUUACAAAUGAGGACAGUGAGAGAUUUCCGGAUCUUCUGUGUACAAACAAGGAAUCCGGAAAGGUGGAAAAUAUGCAAUUUGAUCGGAUUCUCUGCGAUGUUCCCUGCAGUGGUGAUGCCACAUUGCGGAAGAAUCCAGAUAUCUGGACAAAGUGGAAUCCCGCCCAUGGAACAAAUCUCAAUGGCGUUCAAUUUCGAAUAGCAAAGCGAGGAGCUGAAUUGUUGACCAUUGGUGGGCGAAUGGUGUACUCCACAUGCUCAUUCAAUCCCGUGGAGAAUGAGGCUGUGAUUGUGCGUCUCCUGAAGGAAUCCGCAGGUGCUCUGGAGCUCAUUGAUGCCUCAAAUCUUGUGCCAGGAUUGAAAUUUGAUCCAGGAAUGCGUGAAUGGGAGCUUGCAACGAAGGAAAUGGAUUUCUACAGGAAUUUCACGGAAGUUCCCGAGAAGUAUCACACAAUCCUCCGUCCACAGAUGUUCCCCCCUGAGGAUGUGGAGCAAUUCCAUUUGGAGCGUUGUAUGCGGAUUUUGCCGCAUCAUCAGGACACUGGGGGUUUCUUUGUGGCUGUACUUGUGAAGACAAGGCCUAUGCCGUGGGAGAAGACGCAAACGGAGGCGAGGGAGUCCCCAAAGGGUCCGCAGAAGAAGAAACGACGCCUCGGUGGGUACAAAGAGGAGCCUUUUGUCUUCUUCCACGGCGAUGAGGAUGUUUUUGAGUCAAUUAAAUCCUUCUACACUCUCCGGGAGGAUUUCAAUCCAACAUGCCUCCUGACGCGUUGCUUCACGGGGAAGAAGAAGAACAUCUACUUCGCCUCCGAAGCCAUUCGGGAUGUUGUGCAACUCAGUGGGGAUGCCCUGAAGAUUAUCAAUACGGGUGUGAAGGUAUUCGUGCGGUGUGACAAUAAGAACAUGUCGUGCGCCUUCCGUCUUGCCCAAGAGGGGCUACCGAGUGUCAAUGAGUUCGUUGGGAAUGGCAGGAGGGUGCUGCUGGAGCGCAGUGACCUCGUAACUUUGCUGCAGAAUAUCGAUCCGACUAAGCCACCGCGUCUGGAGGAACUCUCGGAGGCAGCACGUGAGAGAAUAGCCGGAGUAACGCCCGGAAGUUGUAUUCUGGAGUAUCGGGAGGAAAGGUUGCAGCUGAGCCUUGUUGGGUGGCGCGGGACAACGAGUCUCAGGGCGUAUGUGGAUCAGAGUGAGACGGUGCACAUGUUGAGACUCCUCCGGGCUGAUGUGUCCAAGUAUGAGGUUAAUAAAUUCCGGAAAGCCGAAGAGGAGGCUGCCAAGGAGUUGGUGGUGGAAGAGGAAGAUGAAAAGGACGGGAAGGACGAGAAGGAAGAAGAGAAGGAGGAAGUUGUUGAGAAGGAAGCAGAGGAGGCCAAGAUGGAGUAGAAGAUACGGAAAAGUUCCUUUUCCACACAGAAAAUUGAAACCUCAAUUAGAUGAAUUUUCCAAUAAUUGCAUAAAAUAAUUUUCCUUCAUAACAGACGACGAUUUUUCGGUUUAAACGAAAAAUAAGGGUAAGUUGGAUUUUUUUUACUCUUUAUUGCACAUUCUUUGAGAAGUACAUAAGUUUUAUUAAAAGUUUUGUUUUUUUCAUUAUAAAUUUACCAUAUUAUAGAAAAUAAAAAGAUUAUAGUGAAUGUAAA
Molecule: messenger RNA, 2435 nt
Organism: Lutzomyia longipalpis
Lineage: Eukaryota; Metazoa; Arthropoda; Insecta; Diptera; Psychodidae
Gene: Nsun2
Product: tRNA (cytosine(34)-C(5))-methyltransferase
Exons: 4
Coding region: 79-2178 (699 amino acids)
Biological process (GO): tRNA methylation
Cellular component (GO): nucleus; cytoplasm
Molecular function (GO): tRNA binding; tRNA (cytidine-N5)-methyltransferase activity
Source: RefSeq, a predicted model, not a curated record